UACUCCCAAGUGGCAAUGCCGUCUUGUUUGAGCCUCGGCUACUGGGGUGCUCGGGAAAAAUUUCAUAUCAGGGCGAACACAUCGCUGUCAGACUUUCAUCUAAUCUGUUGGUGGGAUUUGCACGUGCGGUCGGUUGGUUCCGUAUCAUAUUUUACAUCUUUCGCAUAUUCAUUCCAUUAUAAAUUCAUCCAAUUAGAAAUGGCAAACGUUGCAAGGCGACUAAUCCCAUUGUUGGACCGUGUACUAAUUCAAAAGGCUGAAGCUGUAACCACAACGAAAGGAGGAAUCGUCCUUCCUGAAAAGGCACAGGCAAAAGUCCUGCAAGGAACUGUGGUGGCCGUCGGUCCUGGAUCUCGUAAUAAUAAGGGAGAACAUGUCGCGCUGGGCGUGCAAGUUGGUGACCGAGUCCUAUUGCCCGAGUACGGCGGCACUAAGGUCGAGCUAGAGGACAAGAAGGAAUACCAUCUCUACAGGGAGUCGGAUAUCUUGGCUAAGGUUGAAUAAGAAGAUUUUGUGUUAAUAUGUCUCCUAUGAAGAUUUAGUUGAUCUGUUAUUCGUUCCGGAUAUUUAGUGAAUAAAUUUUUGUUUUUAGAAAAUCA
Hermetia illucens (black soldier fly) is the source of this 599-nucleotide messenger RNA. Its product is annotated as 10 kDa heat shock protein, mitochondrial. Gene Ontology annotation, molecular function: ATP binding; protein folding chaperone; metal ion binding. The record is from RefSeq and is a predicted model, not a curated record. Bases 16 to 504 code for a protein of 162 amino acids. The transcript has 3 exons. NCBI's taxonomy places the organism in Eukaryota, Metazoa, Arthropoda, Insecta, Diptera, Stratiomyidae. Gene Ontology annotation, cellular component: mitochondrial matrix.